Stegastes partitus (bicolor damselfish) is the source of this 654-nucleotide messenger RNA. Its product is annotated as serine/threonine-protein kinase pim-2-like. Gene Ontology annotation, molecular function: ATP binding; protein serine/threonine kinase activity. Gene Ontology annotation, cellular component: cytoplasm. The record is from RefSeq and is a predicted model, not a curated record. The transcript has 5 exons. The coding region runs from base 1 to 654 and encodes 217 amino acids. Gene Ontology annotation, biological process: regulation of mitotic cell cycle; negative regulation of apoptotic process; protein autophosphorylation. Lineage: Eukaryota; Metazoa; Chordata; Actinopteri; Pomacentridae.
AUGUUUUCUGACUCUUCACCAGAGCAGAUCAGCGUUUCCUCUGGAAAAAAUCCAGGAUCCGUGGGACGGUCCACUGUAGUGUCCCUUUUGGACUGGUUCCUUCUGGACGGGAAGCUCAUACUGGUCAUGGAAAGGCCAGUCCACACCUGUGACCUCCACAAGUACCUGCAGGACAAAGGAUGCCUGGAGGAGCGUGAGGCAAAGAUGAUCCUGAGGCAGCUGGUAGACGCAGCCAUGGACAUGCGCUGCAAAGGCGUCUUUCACGGGGACAUGACGCUGCAGAAUGUCCUGCUUGAAUUCAGCGGUUGGGUACCAAGAGUGCGUGUUAUCAACUUGGGCUGUGGCACCUUCUCCACUGAGUCCAGUCAUUGCUCCUACAGUGGUACCCCUGCAUUCGCCCCUCCAGAGUGGUUUUUAAAUGGGAUGUACUGUUGCGGUCCAACCACUGUCUGGCAGCUGGGUGGUCUUUUCCAUUCCAUGCUUAAUGGACAGGGACGUUUUUCAACCCCGACCAUCAUGUACAAGGGUGCUGACAUUAGCCGUAAGCUGUCCGCAGACUGCAAGAUGUUAUUAGACAUGUGUCUGGCCAGAGACCCAGCACAGCGAGCCACUCUGGAGGAGCUACAGGCCUGCCCUGCCCUCAGCCGACACUGA